AUGGCCCAAUUUUUUUGUGGGAAUACUGUUGACAUCUUCGGCCGUUCUCCCAUCGGAGUGAGCAAACGCCACGUCGAUUUGGAACGGUGCUUCGACAAGCCUCUGCACGAGCACACCCUCACAGUUUCUUUGCACCGCAUCCUUUGGUUACAUAGAGAGAAGAUGAUUGGUCAUUGUGAUCAGCAAGACGAGACUUCCGUAGUAGACGAUCAAGGACCUUUUCAACGGCCCAAGCAAGUUUUGGAUCCGAUGGUAGCGAAGCAACAUGGAAAGUAUCAACUGGCAAACUCUCCAUCUCUGGGACAUCGCCCCUUGCGCGCAGAAACGCCCGAAACUCGGAUGCACUAUUUGAUCUGGAGACUGUCAAUGAGGAAGGAACCUCACUAG
Messenger RNA from Chondrus crispus (carragheen), 387 nucleotides. RefSeq lists its product as hypothetical. The coding region runs from base 1 to 387 and encodes 128 amino acids. NCBI's taxonomy places the organism in Eukaryota, Rhodophyta, Florideophyceae, Gigartinales, Gigartinaceae. The record is from RefSeq and is a predicted model, not a curated record. The transcript has a single exon.